Molecule: messenger RNA, 1198 nt
Organism: Erigeron canadensis
Lineage: Eukaryota; Viridiplantae; Streptophyta; Magnoliopsida; Asterales; Asteraceae
Product: putative clathrin assembly protein At4g40080
Exons: 1
Coding region: 29-1114 (361 amino acids)
Biological process (GO): vesicle budding from membrane; clathrin-dependent endocytosis; clathrin coat assembly
Cellular component (GO): clathrin-coated pit; clathrin-coated vesicle
Molecular function (GO): phosphatidylinositol-4,5-bisphosphate binding; 1-phosphatidylinositol binding; SNARE binding
Source: RefSeq, a predicted model, not a curated record
CAUUCAUUUCAUUCUUUCAAAACAACAAAUGAGUCGAUCAAAAAAGCUCAAAAAUCUUCAUUCAAUUUUCAAAGACAAAGCCAAAAUCAUCAAAUCAAAAUUCUCAAUCACAAAUCACACAAUCACAUCGUCAAUCCAAGUCACCGUCCUCCGUGCCACCACUCGGUCCACCCGAACUCCACCACAAGACCACCUUAUUUCCGCCCUCAUCUCAUUCGGUCACACCACACGCCACUCGGCUUCAGCGUGUAUAUCGACAAUUAUCAACCGUCUUCACCACCAUAACGAACCAAAUGCUUAUGUAACAUUAAAGUCUUUAAUAACGUUACAUUAUAUGAUCAAUAGUGGUUCAUUUUUUCUCAAGGAACAACAAAAAAAUUCGUUACAAAAUUUUUCGAGCACAAAUUUCGAUUUUCUUAAUUUGUCUAGGUUUAUGGAUAACACUGACAUACAAUCUCGAGAGUUUUCGAUAUGGGCACAAUGGUAUGCACGUUUUUUGGAAAGUCAUUUGGUCACGUCUAAUGUUCUAGGAUGUGUCACAUCUUUAUCAAAAACCGAUAUUUUAGAGAAACACAAAGAAAAAAUGAAAUUCUCAUUGUACAUGGACUUAUUCAAAGAAGUUGACUCAUUGGUUUCGACAAUUGAAGAAAUUUGUAACGCACCAAAAUCGUUACAUUGUCAAACAAAUGAUAUUGUGUACGAGGUAAUGAGAUUAGUUGGAGAAGAUUAUCGUAUGUUACAAUAUCAUACAAUGAUUCGUCUAACCGAGUUGAAUGAAAGAAUGCAUAAACUUAGCACGGUCGAGUUGAACGAGUUGACUUGGUGUCUGGCACGUUUAGAACGUUGUAAAGAGCGGCUAACCGAAUUGUUCGUGAACCGGAAACGUAACAAGUCAUUUUGGGAUUUGGAGAAUGAGUUAAUGGUGAAACUUAUGAGAUUGAAACAAGAAAAGGAGAUGGAAUCGGUGAGUUGGAAAAUGAUUGAGUAUGUUACUGAGUCGACUCAGUUACAUAAACAACUCAUUGAAUAUAAUCGACCGUUGGAAAGAUUGCCGUUUGGUGCUUUUGGGAAAGGCAAUAAUUGGGGAAAUCAAUGUUUUUUUAUGGCUGGCUAGUGCGUGAACUAUGCUUGUCUGGUUUUUGACUUUUUUCUUCUUUGCCUUUUGUUUUUUACUUUUUUGUUCAUAUUAAUGAUUUUG